GUGUAAAGUCGUUCGCGUGAGAGUGCAGAAUGGAGGAGAUCGAGACUGUUCCUCUGAGCGUGUCGGCUGGCGGCGGCGGUUUCUCGUCGUGGCUGCAGCGCCGCCUGCCCGCGCUGCGCUGGGCGCGCGCGUACGACCGCACGAGCGCGGCGGCGGACGCGGUGGCCGGCGUCACGCUGGGCCUCACGCUCGUGCCGCAGAGCAUCGCCUACGCCUCGCUGGCAAAUUUGCCCGUGCAAUACGGCCUGUAUUCUGCAUUUGUAGGUACGAUGCUAUAUGUGUUGCUGGGUACUGUGAAGGAAGUGUCAAUAGGGCCCACGAGCCUCAUGGCAUUGCUCACGUUGCAGGCAUGCCGUGACCUCCCUAUCGAUUUUGUCGUGCUUCUUACCUUCCUCUCCGGCUGCAUCGUACUUCUUAUGGGCCUUCUGCGAUUAGAUUUUCUGGUUGAUCUGAUCUCACCGUCGGUGACGAGCGGUUUUACGUCUGCUACGGCCAUAAUCAUCGUGGUUGCACAACUCAAGGGGCUACUGGGCCUAAGUUUCGUGGCAGAAUCUCCGGCGGAGAACCUGUGGCAAAUCGCUAUGCGCUGGCGCGACGUGCGUGCGGCCGACUGCGCACUCGCUUUUGUGUGCUGCACCACGCUGCUGCUGCUUAGGAAAUUAAAGGAUGUUCCAUUAAGUCCAAAACGGUUCAAAUUGAAAAAAACACUGUGGUUUAUUUCUAUCGGUCGCAAUGCGCUGGUUGUUUUCACUGCUUCCGCCUUCGCUUUUUACACUUACGACGCCAAGAUGCCACUAUUUAAACUAUCAGGUAAAGUGGAGCCCGGUCUGCCAAAGUUUGGUUUGCCGCCUUUUAGCGCAGUAGUCGGCAACCGCACUCUCGGAUUCCUGGAAAUGACGACGCAGCUCGGCUCGAGUUUAUUGCUGUUACCUUUCGUCAUGGUGCUCGCAAACAUCGCCAUCGCCAAGGCCUUCAACACGGGCGGUCGCGUGGAUGCGGCGCAGGAGAUGUUGACGCUGGGCGUGUGCAACUGUGUGGGUGCGCUGGUGCGUGCGAUGCCCACGUGCGGUGCCUUCACACGCUCCGCCGUGUCGCACUCGUCUGGCGUGCGCACACCGGCGGCCGGACUCUACUCGGGUAUAAUAACAUUACUGGCUCUCAACUACCUUACUAAAUACUUCUUCUUCAUACCGAAGGCUUGUUUAUCGUCCGUUCUCAUCUGCGCCGUUAUAUUCAUGGUGGACGUGGGUACAGCGCGGCGAUUGUGGCGCGAGCGGCGCCGCGAAGCGUUGGUAGCGGCGCUCACGUGCAGCGUCGGAGUGUGCGCCGGCGUGGAGGCCGCUGUGCUGUGUGGCGCGCUUGCCUCGCUGGCAGCACUACUGGCUGACCUAUUGCGUCGACCCACGCUUCUGAUGGCCAUCGACAAGACUGUCGGUGGAAGUGUACUGCUGGUGCGGCCGCGGCGUGCGCUCGUCUACAUCAACGCAGAGAGAUUCGCGGCGCGUGUGCACAGGGCUAUCGAUGAAACAGACUCGCAACGCGAGCUGUUCGUCGACUGCUCCGCACUCACACUGCUCGACUACACCGCUGUGCAGGUGCUCGGGCGGCUGAUAAAGGAGUUAGAGGGUGAGGGUCGGCAGGUUGUGUUUUUCCGUGCGAACGAAGAGGCGGCGCGCUGGUUGCGACGCGUGCCGGGCCUGCGUGCAGACACGCUGCGCGAGCGCACGCUGCGGGACGCGCUGCGGCACGGCGCCGAGCCCGCCACGGCCGAUGGGGACGCCGCCGCGCUUCUGCUCAAAGAUGAACCAUCGCACGAAGACGUCUGAUGCGGCCUCAGUCUAUGAGGAUAUCGAUCAAGAUCUACUGACAAACUCGUUAUUAAUGUACUUUAGAUGUGGGAUAGUAUUCAACCAGUGCGAUAUAUGAUCUACCUUACUCCUGUGUACAUAAAUGUAGACGAAUCUCCCUUUCGAUGUUGCUCGUUUUCCCUUCUUAUAAAUGACCAAGCCAAAGAAUAAUUAUUUACUUUUAUCUGGCUACUACGAUAAAAUAAAGAUUUAAUCUUUGUAAUCCUUUGAUGAUGUGUAAUUAUGUUCUGCACACUAGUUGUAAAAUACUCUCAAUGUUUAUAAUUAUUAUUUUUAUUGUUAAAAUAUUGUUUUAA
This is a messenger RNA of Vanessa tameamea, 2164 nucleotides long. RefSeq names its product sodium-independent sulfate anion transporter-like. The transcript is spliced from 10 exons. Gene Ontology annotation, cellular component: plasma membrane. The coding region runs from base 30 to 1826 and encodes 598 amino acids. The record is from RefSeq and is a predicted model, not a curated record. Gene Ontology annotation, biological process: transmembrane transport. NCBI's taxonomy places the organism in Eukaryota, Metazoa, Arthropoda, Insecta, Lepidoptera, Nymphalidae. Gene Ontology annotation, molecular function: sulfate transmembrane transporter activity.